Molecule: messenger RNA, 3010 nt
Organism: Microstroma glucosiphilum
Lineage: Eukaryota; Fungi; Basidiomycota; Exobasidiomycetes; Microstromatales; Microstromataceae
Exons: 1
Coding region: 202-2805 (867 amino acids)
Biological process (GO): septin cytoskeleton organization
Cellular component (GO): endocytic vesicle; plasma membrane; cell division site
Source: RefSeq, a predicted model, not a curated record
GCAUCAUCUUGCAUCGUCCCUUUCCUUCUCAUAUUGUAUCCGUCACCUCGUACUCUUGACCUCCUUCGUUCUGCAGGCACUCUUUAUCACUCAGGCUCAGGCAGUGGAAUUGAGCCGCUGUCAAUUGGCGUGCGAAGUAUCAUCACCUGUUCCUAAAAGAAGCUCAAGCCCCCUUGCUUCUCCACCUUUCCGGCUUUCACGAUGUCGGCUGCGAACAACGCGUCCUCUUCGCAGGACCUUCCCAAGGAUGCCUAUGCUAGCGCUUUUGUGUCUUUAAAACCUCGUGAUGGAUCCCAAUUGCUGCAAUCACGCCUGCACAAGGCUCAUGUUCUCGCAGAUGAAUUGGCAGACUACUUCGCAGCAAGAAGGGAGCUCGAAUCGGCCUACCUCAAGGCUCUGCAGAAGAUCUCCAAGCGGAGCUUCUUGUCCGAUCCCACAACUCUCGGCCCUGGCUUUUCUCCUGUGUAUGACAGGCUCAUAGCGGAACUAGGAGAGGUGGCGAGCAUCCACGGAGAUCUGGAGAUGAAGUUGGGACAGGAAUGCGAGACGGCAAUGAGAACGGCCUCUACGCGAGGCGAAUGGGCUCGGCAGAGGGAGCAUGAUGAUACCAUCAGCGCGACAGUCAAGGAAAUCCAGUCUCUCGAGCAGCAACUUUCGAAAGAUCAGAAGAAGCUCGAGUCUGCAUCUUCAAAGAAAGCCGGUCCAGCCCAGGCAAAGGUUCAGGAGACGCAAAGGUCCCUCGAUCUUACUUUGGACUUAUGGCGCGUCGAAGCCCCUUUCACUUUCGAAGCCUAUCAGCGCAUUGAUGCGCAGCGCUUGGAAAUGAUGAAGGAGGCAGUGACUCGCUUCGAGACUGCUCAGUCUGACGCUGCUCAGAGGUUGAUGAGCAUGACGGAGAAGACGCUACAGACGGUCCUCUCCUUUGAUCCCAUGGCGGAGAUGCAAGAUUUCAUCCUCAAGAACGGCGUCAGCUCCGGCUCUGCUCGCCCUACCGAGACUCCGAGACGUAGACCAACCGUCGCAACCACCAUGCUGCAGCGGUCCGGCUCUAUUGCCUCCUCCACUCGCAGCCCAGCGAGAGGCAACGGUCAAGAAUUUGGAACAGGCGCUUCGUCCGCCUCAAUUCAUUCAAACGACCAGGGGACUGCGCGAGGAAGCAGUACACUGAAAAGCGCUUUCAGCCGACUCGGUGGUCGGAACCGGUCCAACCGAGCAGAUACUGGCGCUCAGUUCAGCAGCAGCAACGACAGUCCCUUGUCGCGACCCACUACGAAUCAGGACUUUCCUUCAUCCUCCCCAAUGGCCUCUGGUAGAUCUGGUAUGCGGCCAUCGUACGAGAACUCUGCGGCAGCUCCCAGCGGUCGUGGCUUUAUGGAGAGCGAACAGGCUCCGGACGUAACUUCCCGUAGCGCUGGCGGAGGUGGCCUGAUGCAACCAAUGAUACCCACUAACAGGCUCGCUUCUUCAGAUGCUCCCCAGGUCGAUUCCGAGGGCUACUCCAUUCCACCUCCAGAUCGCAAGCCAUGGGAGACUGGACCCACGAGUGCUGUCGGUGGCGCGGCUUCGCUGAUGGAUGACGAGGGUGAUGAAGGCGCGGACAGUGUGCCCUCGACGACUCAGAAGAUGUCGAACAUGAACAUCGCUACUCAGCCCGUUCGACCGGCAGAAUCGUCACGAGACAGAGAGGCGCUAGAGAGGGUGCGCAGUACGCUGCUCACUGCUGGACCUCCCACUAGGCGGGGCACGACUCGCCGCGACCGCCGCGAUGUGAGGAACACAACGUACAAGCCCAACAUCGGGUCUGAUGCAGCUUCACAGGGUGUGUCGCAAUUCGGCGGUAUCGCGCCGCAAGCGACUGGUGGCAGCGUCAACAGUGCCUCAUAUGCGGCCCCUAUUGUCCCUACCUUUACUGGUACUUCUGAUUUCGGAAGAGAAGCAGGUCCAGGUGCUCCCUCUAUGUCCUCCAGGACGCCUUCUCUGAACCCAUUCGAGGCGUCAGCUGGUGCUCCGGGCUUGCGCGCCUCGAUUACCGAGACGGUCAACGCUAUCAUCGCUUCAUCGUCUGGUGCAGGUAUUGCUAGGCUAAUGAUCACGGGAGAAGUGUCCGUCGCGCUCAAAGACGUGCAGCUCUCUCAAUCUUCGGUACAUCUUCGUCUCGAGGCCUUUGAGCAGCUGGAGAAGGUAGCUCCCAACCCAGCCUUCCUUUCUCCUAUUGCCUCAAGUCCAGGAGAGUAUCAGUUGGACGUGGCCGGCCUAGCGCGCCAGCAGCAGUCAGCCCUCGGUGCUGGCUCCUCAGGCGCAGCUAUGAUCCUCAAGUAUCAGCUCCACGUUUCGGCCGAUAAGCUCGCUGCAUAUGUCCCGCUCAAUGUUGAUGCGAAAUGGCGCAUGGAGCCCCACCAGACAAGUUUCCUCCUCACCUAUUCCCCCAAUCCAGCUUGCCGCGUCACCUCUGGCCAGCUGGAGGAUCUGAGCUUUGUAGCCACCCUUGGCCCGACGGAAGUCACUGGUCUCACCGCUCGUCCCGAAGGUGUGUGGAAUGCCGAGGCAAAGCGCAUCCACUGGACUAUCGACGAAGGACUAGCGCUGAGCAGCGUUUCAUCCACGCCGGCCAAGAUUCUUGCGAGGUUCCAAGUAGAUGGAGAAGGACAGCCCCGCCCUGUUCAGGUGCGAUGGAGGCUGCCUGGUCAGACGAUCAGCUCGCUGGGACUCGCCAUCUUACCUGGAGCUACUGGAGCUGAUGGUGCGGGUGUGACAUUCGAUGAAGUCGUUAGGCAGAGUGUUUCGGGCAAAUUCAUCAUUCAGUAAAGCAGUAGAGUCAAACAAGGGGGCAGGGCAAAAGGGGGUUGGUAGAUGGAGAUGGAGACAGAGGUCAGAACACAAAGGCGAUCUUAGGAGAAUCAAAGGACGGUACUUGUAUCUGCCCAAAUCGAGACCCGUAGCCACUCUGUAAAGUAUACGAUAGUCGCUUACACCUGAAUGAAAAUCUAAUUUGAAGAAGUUGUCAAGGCAA